Torulaspora globosa is the source of this 3636-nucleotide messenger RNA. It is a transcript of the gene UTP22, whose product is annotated as rRNA-processing protein UTP22. The transcript has a single exon. Gene Ontology annotation, biological process: rRNA processing; tRNA export from nucleus. NCBI's taxonomy places the organism in Eukaryota, Fungi, Ascomycota, Saccharomycetes, Saccharomycetales, Saccharomycetaceae. The record is from RefSeq and is a predicted model, not a curated record. The coding region runs from base 1 to 3636 and encodes 1211 amino acids. Gene Ontology annotation, cellular component: CURI complex; UTP-C complex; small-subunit processome.
AUGUCGAGCGUGAAGAGGAGAGCUUCACAAAUAGAAGACAUAGCGCAGGACACCUUGUCGAGGAAGAAGCUUAUAGAGAUAAAAGAGGACAACAAAGUGCGUGUUGAUGAUAAAACGCCAGAGCAUGAUGAAUCAGAACAUAGCGGCGAAGAUUCCGAUGGCGAGACGCAGAAUACUGUAAGAGCUUCAACUACGGCAGCACAGGAUAUUCAUAUUGCUAAAGAGACGGCAGAGCUAUUCCAGUCGAACAUCUUCAAGUUGCAGAUAGAUGAGUUAAUGCAACAAGUGAAGCUGAAGGACUCUCAUAUCUUGAAGAUGGAAAAAGUUCUACAUAUGUUGCAUGAUAUGAUUAAUGAAGUACCAGAUUGGGAGGAGAAGACAAUGGCAGAAGCGGAUGCAUAUUUUAAGGGGAAAAUAAUCAAGAUACCUUUUGUCGACCCAAAGCCUGAUUUCGAGCAAACAAAUUACAAGGUAAAUUACAAGAGACCAGAGAUUUUAUUGAUUGGUUCGUUCGCACUGAAAGCUGGAAUAAGCCAACCAUCUGGAUCGACUGUGGAUGUGUUGUUGACGAUGCCUGAGGAGCUGUUUGAGAAAAAAGAUUUUUUGAAUUUUAGGUGUUUGCACAAGAGAAGCGUUUACUUGGCGUAUUUGACACAUCAUCUAUUGAUUUUGAUCAAGAGGAAGAAGUUGGAUGAUUUGCUGCAGUUAGAGUAUUCAUAUUUCAAUGGCGACAGCCUGCUACCGGUUUUAAAGAUCUCUUGCAAGGGUUCCGAUAAUCCAGCUAAGGCAGAAUACAAUUUUUACAAGACCAAGUUCUCCAUCAAUCUAAUAAUCGGAUUCCCUUACAAGAUCUUCGAUGCUAAGAAAUUACUUCCCAAUAGGAACUGUAUCCGAGUGGCUCAUCAAGAAGCUGAUGUAUCUCUGCCUGCCACACCACUUUACAAUUUUUCUGUUCUAUCUUCCACCACCUACGAAGCAUACCUAAAGUUUCUGUACAAAACUAAGAAACAAACAGAGUCCUUCAAAGAGGCUGCUAAACUGGGACGAUUAUGGCUUCAACAGCGUGGAUUUUCUUCAAAAAUGGCACAUUCAGGAGGCUUAGGGGGCUUCGGUACCUUCGAAUUUAUGGUAUUAAUGUCAGCUCUGCUAAACGGAGGUGGUUUGAGCGGUAAUAAAAUUCUUCUGCAUGGUUUUUCAUCAUAUCAACUUUUUAAGGGCACAAUUAAAAUGCUCGCGACGACAGAUCUUUGCCAGCAUAAUCAUUUGGAAUUCCAUUCUGAUGCAUCGGCCCCUUCCAGAGUUAUUGAGGAAGGAUUUCAAAUCCCAACGCUCUACGAUAAAACUACAAAAGUCAACAUCCUCAGUAAAAUGUCUAUCUCAUCUUAUGAGAUACUGAAAAUGUACGCCAAAGAGACUAUGUCAAUGCUCAAUAACGUGGUGCAGGAUCAAUUCUCCAAUAUUUUCUUAACAAAUAUCAAUAAAAUUGAAAAUGUCAAGUACGAUUUCUGUUAUGAUCUACAGCUACCAGUUAAUGGGAAGAAUGACCCAGAGUUUUUAUUGAAUUCUAAAUUCGGUCCGAUGGAAAAGAUAAGGUUCAUUACCUUGGAGAAUUUUCUUGUGAAUAAGAUUGCUAAUGUCAUCAAAAUCGCCCUGGGUGACAGGGUCAAGUUCGUUGAAAUCGAGCUUGAUGGCCAGAAAGACACGUUUCCUAUUACCAAAAGGAAGAUUUACCACGGUUCAGGCAAUUAUCUGAACUUGGAAUCAGUCAAGAUCAACAUAAUCAACAAUCCGGCAGAGAGUGAAAAGCUUGUAACAAAAGGACCAGUACAUCUGGAGGAGCCAACACCAGAGGCAAUUGCGUUCAAGAAUUUUUGGGGUCCAAAAGCUUCGUUGCGUCGCUUCAAAGACGGAUCAAUUACGCAUUGUUGCAUAUGGAGUACAUCAUCUUCCGAGCCUAUUAUUUCAUCAAUCUUGGGUUACGUUUUGAAGAAGCACAUAUCAGAGCAGGCAAGCAUCAAAAGUGAUACAACGAAAUAUUUCCAAAACUUAUUACCAUUACCAAACUUACCAGCUAGCUCUAAGAUAUCAGUUUUGAACCUGACAAGUUUUUACAACAUCAAGAAAUCAUUUGAUGAUCUCUAUCGACUCAUUUUUGAGAUCGAAUUGCCUCUCUCCUUAAAGUCCAUUUUACCAGUUGGGACAGCAUUCAGGUAUACCUCCCUAUGCCAACCAGUUCCUUUUGCGUAUUCAGACCCUGACUUUUUCCAAGAGGUCAUAUUGGAAUUCGAGACCUCCCCCAAAUGGCCUGACGAGAUCAUGUCACUUGAGAAGUCAAAGGCUGCUUUGCUGCUAAAAAUCCAAUCCGAGCUAGAGUCCAAACACAAUGGCAAGUACAAAUGUUUCUUCACUCGAGAUGAGUCUAUUCCCAAUAAUUUGGACAUUACCUUAUUGAAUAUCCUAACUCCGGAAGGUUUUGGUUUCAAAAUAAGAGUCUUAACUGAGCGUGACGAGGUUCUCUACCUACGGGCCAUAUCCAAUGCCAGACAAGAACUAAAGCCCGAGCUUGAAAAAACAUUCCUAAAGUUUACAGCCAGGUAUCUGGCUUCCAUAAGACACACAAGAACAAUUGAAAGUAUCUCGCACUCCUAUCAAUUUUACUCUCCAGUUGUUCGAUUAUUCAAGAAAUGGCUUGAUUCCCAUUUACUUCUGGGGCAUCUCAACGACGAAUUAGCUGAGUUAUUAGCGAUAAAGCCAUUUGUGAACCAUGCUCCAUAUUCUAUUCCAGGUUCCGUGGAAAACGGUUUUCUGAAAGUCUUGAAGUUUAUCAGCGAGUGGAAUUGGAAAGAGGAGCCACUGGUCCUGGAUCUAACACGACCAGAUGACGAGUUCGAAUCGGUUGAUGAGCAAGGUGAGAACGGACUUGAUGCGGCCACUUUGAACAAGCUGUCUGAGAAACUGUCCCUAGCUCAGUAUAAGGGAAUUCAAUCCAAUUUCACAAAUCUCCGCAAUGGAGAUCCCAACGGGCUUCAUCUUCAGUUUUUCGUGGCCUCCAAAAACGAUCCCAGCGGUAUCCUCUACUCUACUGGUAUCCUGUUACCUAUUGCCACCAGACUGACAGCACUGGCGAAGGUUGCAAUCAACCUAAUUAAAACUCACGGCGUAAAUAAGCAAACGAUCGAUUUGCUGUUCACCCCUGCCUUGAAGGAUUACGAUUUUGUUCUCAGUCUCAAGACCCCAGUACCUUUGAAGUCCUCAUCGGGUAUUGCCAACGCUUCAGAAUUCAAAAACAUAACGAAUGACCAAUCGUCCCGCAACUUCCCAUCAGACCUUUCUCAGUUAUCUGAAAGAAUGGAUCCAACUUUCCAUCUGGUAAAGUACCUUAACAUGAAAUAUAGGAAUAGCAUCAUAUUCUCCAGUCACAGAUACAUCGGUGUCCACGGGGCGGACAAGGGAGAUAAGAACGUCGUUACUGGACUGAUAAAGCCGUUGUUCAAGAAGAAUCAAAAGUUCAGAGUCAACUCAGAUUGCAAUGUCGAGCCCGUCGAUGAUCAGAACGUUAAAUUGAACAAGAACGCAAUAUUCCAUGAGAUUGCAGCCUUCUCAAAGGAACUUGCAGUCAAGUUUGAAAGUCAGUAG